AAUACAUGCUGUCGGGCCGGGGGUAGAAAUCUGCGACUGAGCUCAGUUUAUAAAUGCUUGAGAAUAUUUAGAUUGAUACAAUACUCAGUGUAGAUACAUACAUUUACUCCAUUGAUGUUCAUACUUUCCAGAUUUGUUCAUAAAAAAAAAAUUAAAAAGUAAAUUCUAUUCUAUAUUGUUCUUGAAUGCAAAAGUCGAGUAUAAUGUUAAAACAAUUUAUUCCAUUUCAAAGUAUUAAAUAUUUCAUAUCAUGUGAUAAAAUCAGAAAUCCACGCAACACUGAACGAAAUUUUGAUUUCAGAAAAAAGAAAGAAAAGAAAACCCCAACAGUCAUAACGUACGACUUAACUAAUUCUACUUCCUUUUUCUCUACUGACGGUAACCAAAAUGGGUUAUCGAGGACGCAAGAAGGUUUUGAAGCGCUUGACUGCGCCAAAGUCAUGGAUGCUGGACAAACUGGGAGGUGUCUUUGCUCCACGACCCAGCACUGGACCCCACAAGCUCCGUGAGUCGCUCCCCCUCAUUGUGUUCCUGAGGAACCGUCUUAAGUAUGCUCUGACAUAUGAUGAGGUCAAAAAGAUCACAAUGCAGAGACUGAUCAAAGUUGAUGGCCAAGUGAGAACUGCCAAGGACUACCCUACAGGAUUUAUGGAUGUUAUUUCCAUCGAGAGGACGAAUGAGAACUUCCGUCUUCUGUAUGAUGUCAAGGGACGCUUCACAGUGCACCGUAUUCAGAAAGAAGAGGCCAAGUACAAGCUCUGUCGUGUCCGCCGUGUUGGAGUAGCCGCCAAGGGUGUCCACUACAUCACCACGCAUGAUGGACGUACCAUCCGCUAUCCUGACCCCCUCAUCAAGGUCAACGAUACCAUUAUGCUUGACAUUGCCUCUGGAAAAAUCAAGGAUUUUAUCAAGUUUGACUCUGGAAACCUGUGUAUGGUGACUGGAGGUCACAACUUGGGGAGAGUAGGGGUGAUUCAGCACCGAGAGAGACAUCCAGGAUCCUUCGACAUUGUUCACAUUAAGGACUCCCAGGGACACACCUAUGCCACAAGGUUGAGUUACGUGUUUGUGAUUGGGAAAGGAAAUAAGCCAUGGAUUUCACUUCCAAAAGGAAAAGGUGUCAAACUGUCUAUUGCAGAGGAAAGAGACCGACGUCUCGCUGCAAAAUCUUCAUAAAUUAUGGACAGAAACAAAAAAUAAAAGAAAUAACCGUC
This is a messenger RNA of Ostrea edulis (European flat oyster), 1214 nucleotides long. RefSeq names its product 40S ribosomal protein S4-like. Gene Ontology annotation, cellular component: cytosolic small ribosomal subunit; ribosome. Lineage: Eukaryota; Metazoa; Mollusca; Bivalvia; Ostreida; Ostreidae. The record is from RefSeq and is a predicted model, not a curated record. The coding region runs from base 388 to 1176 and encodes 262 amino acids. Gene Ontology annotation, molecular function: structural constituent of ribosome; RNA binding. The transcript is spliced from 7 exons. Gene Ontology annotation, biological process: translation.